CUACUCCAGCCUCCGCUGCCUCAGCAUCCCGAGCGAGCCUUGCGGCCGCCGGAGCAGCUCCCGCGGCGGAGCAGGAGCCGGAUGGUCAGAGGAGCCCGGCAGUCCCAGCAGCCGCGGAGUCGCCUGGCCCCCAGACUGACUGGCACAGUGGAGAAACUACCUCGAAAACGGAAAAGCAGGACUGAAUUUGCUCUUAAAGAAACCAUGUCCUCUGGAGGUGCUGAAGAUGACAUCCCACAGGGAGAGAGGAAGACAGUCACAGAUUUCUGUUAUCUUUUGGAUAAAUCCAAGCAACUGUUCAAUGGGUUAAGAGAUUUGCCUCAAUAUGGACAGAAGCAGUGGCAAUCCUACUUUGGAAGAACUUUUGAUGUUUACACCAAACUCUGGAAAUUUCAGCAGCAGCAUCGACAAGUCUUGGAUAAUCGGUAUGGCUUGAAGCGGUGGCAAAUAGGAGAAAUUGCUUCCAAGAUUGGACAGCUGUAUUACCAUUAUUAUUUACGAACAUCUGAGACCAGCUAUCUGAAUGAGGCUUUCUCCUUCUACUCUGCAAUCAGACAGAGGUCAUACUACUCUCAAGUUAAUAAAGAAGACAGGCCUGAGUUGGUUGUUAAGAAACUCCGAUACUAUGCAAGAUUUAUAGUAGUUUGUCUUCUUCUUAACAAAAUGGAUGUUGUGAAAGACCUAGUAAAGGAGUUAUCUGAUGAAAUUGAAGAUUAUACUCAUCGCUUCAAUACUGAAGAUCAAGUUGAGUGGAACCUGGUGCUUCAAGAGGUGGCAGCCUUUAUUGAGGCAGACCCUGUGAUGGUGUUGAAUGAUGAUAACACCAUUGUUAUCACAUCUAAUCGCCUCACUGAAACAGGAGCCCCAUUGCUGGAGCAAGGCAUGAUUGUGGGGCAGUUGUCUCUGGCUGAUGCACUCAUUAUUGGUAAUUGUAAUAAUCAGGUCAAAUUCAGUGAAUUAACCGUUGACAUGUUCCGUAUGCUGCAAGCCUUGGAGAGGGAACCAAUGAAUUUAGCUUCCCAGAUGAAUAAACCAGGAAUACAGGAGUCAGCUGACAAGCCAACCAGACGGGAAAACCCCCACAAGUAUCUGCUCUACAAGCCGACCUUUAGCCAGCUGUAUACUUUCUUAGCAGCAUCUUUUAAGGAGCUGCCUGCCAAUAGUGUACUUCUGAUUUACCUGUCAGCCACUGGCGUUUUCCCCACAGGUCGUUCUGAUGGUGAAGGUCCCUACGACUUUGGAGGUGUACUCACUAACAGUAACCGGGACAUUAUAAAUGGAGACGCAAUCCACAAACGAAACCAGUCCCACAAGGAGAUGCACUGCCUUCACCCUGGAGAUCUCUAUCCGUUCACAAGGAAACCCUUGUUCAUCAUUGUGGACUCUUCCAACAGUAUUGCCUACAAGAAUUUCACAAACUUGUUCGGACAGCCACUUGUCUGCUUGCUUUCUCCCACGGCAUAUCCAAAAGCUCUGCAAGAUCAGUCUCAGCGAGGUAGCCUCUUCACUCUCUUUUUGAACAAUCCUCUAAUGGCCUUCCUAUUUGUGUCUGGAUUGUCAAGCAUGCGUAGAGGCCUGUGGGAAAAGUGUCAAGAAUAUCUUCGAAAAAUCAACCGUGAUAUUGCCCAGCUACUGACCCAUUCACGUUCAAUAGAUCAGGCCUUUCUCCAGUUUUUUGGAGAUGAGUUUCUUCGAUUGCUUCUCACAAGGUUUGUCUUCUGUUCAGCCACCAUGAGGAUGCACAAGGCCUUUCGGGAAACUCGGAAUUACCCAGAAUCCUAUCCGCAACUACCAAGGGAUGAGACUGUGGAGAGCCCUCACCUUCAGAAGCAUAUUUUAGAAUUGGCCUCCAUUCUGGAUGUUCGCAGCGUCUUCUUUGAGAACCCCAUGGACGACUAUUAAAACCCUCUUGUUUAUCCUCUUUCAUCUUCCACAGGUUUAAACGGUGCAGUUUUUAUGUGAUGACAGAGACCCUUAUUCGGUUUUUAUUUGUGAACUUAGGAACCACCAUUUUAAAAACAAACUGAAAAAAGUUCAAACUUUUAGGGUAACUUUUAAAAUAUAAUGUUUCAAGUCUUUUAAAGUCUCAAUCUUGAAAUUUUUAUUUUUGAUUUUGACAUUAUAUACUUACCUCCAACAUCUAAUCCUACAUUCAUAUAGGUACUAUUGCCUCCCUAAGAAGAAUAAAUUGUUUAUUUUUUUUACAUAAUGAGGACAAUCCAGAAGUUAUACUUGGACAUUUAAAUGUCUGGAUUUGAGAAAUAUCUAACUGUCCAUAGUGGUGAAACUGGCCACAUGGACUACUGAAAGUCAAGAGCCAGCCCUUCUGUAGAGUUUCUUCUCAGUCCAUACUGAUAGGUAGGAAAAUGAUGGACAAAGGGAUUUCUUGAAAUUGAUGAAUUUCAUCAAUGUUGUCAGAUUUUUAGAAUCUGUUUAGGGCUGAUUUACAUCUGGAAAUUAAAUCUUCAAUUGGAACUUUGAGGUUGACAGACCUUACUUAGAAUGUGAAUACUAUUAUCAUGAGAUUUGUUUGUGUAUUUUAUUUUCUUUAUGGUCGUGAAUGCUGGAAAUACAAAGGAAAAUACUUUUAAAUAUCUCAACCAAAAAUCAAGUUGUUGGUUUCAUAAUCUUGCACUGUGUCCAGUAGGAUUUCUACAUAGACUUCAUUGACAAUACUUGGCUUCAAAUAGUGUCUUGAUUUACUCAUUGGUAUAGUCAUGCACAGUUUCUAGUUCCUUUUCAUAUUCGAGUUUCCAAGGCAUCUAUGUCAGAGAUGCUAUUAGUGUGAGUUGAGGAUAACCGGGCGUUAGGAAAGCAAAUCAUGAGUUCAUUUUAAUUUUGCUUUGACAAUUUGGAAAUAAGAUAUUAAAACUUUGCGUUUUCUUAAUUUUAUAUUAAUAUGCAAGUUUUUAUUAUUAUUUUAAAUAGGACUCAGUAUGUAAAGGUUUUUAUGUGUUCUUCCCCUCCAUCUCCUUCAUAAUCUCAAAGGUACUAGCUGUGAAGAUUCCUUCCAUCUUGACUUCUUUGGGUUGUAUGGCAUUUAAGCUCAGAAAUGCAAGAAUCACAAGACCUUCUCCCUAUUUUCUGUGUAGGUUCAUGGUCUCAUCCUGGCAGUUCCUGGAGAAAUGAGGUAGCUCUUUUCAGCACAUCUUUCCUGUGUCCCUGAGGAAAUGGUUAUGAGGUGUUUUAACCUGGUUCCCUCCUCUCCCCUAGAGCAUCAUUUGAGUGUAGAUUGUAACUGUUUCAGCUCCAGCACGCUGAGUACAUGAACUCCGGGUUAUGGUUAGGUUGAGAGCUUGGGAUAGUUCAUUUCUUUUUAAAAUUGUUGCUUUGUUCUUUCAUUCAGUAUUUUUAGAAGCUUAGAAAAAGUUACUCUCUGGAUAGAGCCUUUCCAGGUGUUGGUUUUUCUUUUUAAAAAGUUUACUUGUUUGCGGGGGUGGCACACACCAUUAACUCCAGUACUUGGGAGGUAGAGGCAGGCGGAUCUCUGUGAGUUCAAGGCCAGCCUGGUCUACAGAGAAAGUUCCAGGACAGCCAAGACUACAAUACAGAGAAACCCUGUCUCAAAUAAACCAUAAUAUAUCAUGGUUUUCCUCUCCUAACUCUUCUCCUGGACUAUAGCAAUAGAUGGUCAUUAGCUGCCUGGCCUCUGGUCCAGUUUCCUUAAGUGCUGUGCUUACAGCACACACUUUACUGUUCCCUGUCCUGUGUUUAAUCCUUUUCUGCUAAACAUAAGGACCACUAGAUUCAAAACCAAGAAGUCUGAGUUCUGAUCCUGGCUUAUUUAGUAACUAGCAUGAUGCCCUUUGACAAAUAGCUUCAUGUGUCUGCUUCUUAGCGCUCUUCUGUAUAGAAUACAGUCACUAACCCAAGGUCCUAUUCUUGUCUGUGACUUUGCAGUUUGGAACCUUGUUUCCAAAUAUGUUGAUUUCCUCCCCAUUCCAGAAAAGUUGAUUUGUGUGUUUUGGGCACUAUAACAUCCUUUUUGUAUCGUGUUUAAUAAGAUUUAAAAAAAAAAAAAAAGUUAUAGGUCCUACUUAGCUGCUUUAAGACUUGCUUAGAGAGACUGUCCUGGAAAAAUCAGACCUUCCAUGAUCAGAAAUAUGUGUGUCUUAGAGAUCACAGUGUAAAUAUAGAUUAUAAUAGCAAGGGCCCUUAAACUAACAGUAAUGCAGUUCCUAACUGGUGGCUAAAGAUCUAAGUAGACCAGAACUAAGGCUGUAGUGGCAGUGUUUAGCAAAUACUGAGAAAUUCUGAGCUUGGUCUCCAUAACUAGGGAGGAGUUUGUAAAAAAAUUUACAAAGAAAAAUACUAGAAACAAUUUUGAACUGGAUGUGGUGAUGUGUGUCUAUAAUCCCAGUACACGGGAGGCUAAAGCAGGAGGGUUACAAGGUCAGGGCUAACCUAGAGUAUAGCAGAAGUCCAUCUCAAGAAUAAUUGAAUCUCUUGAGAGCAAAUCUGCAGUAGGAAACUUAAAGCUUUUUUUAAUCUGUGCUUUAAAAAAAAAAAACAACAUGUAUUGUACAGCUGCUGUGCACCACACUUUCUUUAUGGCACCUGGAAUGCAAGCAGAGAAGACUUAAAGAUCUUUGCCUUGAAGACAAAGAUUGUGGUGUAGUAGUAGAGCCUUGCCUAGAGUGCACAACGCCCUGGCUUCCAUUCCCAGCACUUAGAGGCAGAGCAUCAGGAGUUCAAGGCCACCCUAGCCAUACAGAGUGCACUCUAGACCAGCCUGGGCUACAUCAGACCCCAUCGCAAAAACAGAUUUGCGUACAUAAGCCCUAUUUAAUCUUAAUCUUAGAACUUAUGAAAACUUAUGGAACUAAAAACAGCAAAGCUGAAGAAGCAACUUUUUUUAGUCAAAUUGCACAAAUCUCGCUAUAGAUUCUAGUAAAGUUUCCUCUGUCUCUCUCUCUCUCUCUCUCUCUCUCUCUCUCUCUCUCUCUCUCUCUCUCUUUGAGGCAAGGUUUCUCUAGCUUUGGUGCCUGUCCUGGCACUCGCUUUGUAGACCAGGCUGGCCUCCAACUCACAGAGAUCCACCUGCCUCUGUCUCCCGAGUGCUGGGAUUAAAGGCGUGCGUCACUACCGCUCAGCCUAUAUUGCCAAUCUCUUAAAAAUCACUGCAAACACCAAGCGGUGGUGGCACACACCUUUAAUCCAGCACUCAGGAAGCAAAGGAAGGCAGAUUUUGAGAUCCGAGGACAUCCUGGUCUACAGAGCAAGUCCCAGGACAGCCAGGACUACACAGAGAACCUGUCUUGAAACACAAACAAAAAAAGAAUCCCUGUAAACCAACUAGAAAGCAUCAAAGAGAUGGGUGCGAGAGACCAGUUGCACACAAAGCAAAGUGAAGCACAAUAGGACUUCCUUUGUCUCCAUAUAUGUCUUACACAGGGCAGUCUCCGUCCUGUUUUAUAGAAGAGAAAGCUGAGGUGUCAGAAGCUGCUCGUUAUCCAGUGAUAGAGCUACGAGAACACGAUCUCAUCUCAGCCCCCUCUCCCCUAGCUCAGGCUUCUUUCUGUCAUGAACAAGAAGGAAAAUAUUAGAGCUAUAUUAAUAUAAAAAUUAAGAUUUCUCACUGUAUUGGCUGUUGAAAACCAUCAGGAUGAGGCUCAAUCAUCCUUACCUGGCAUCUGCCAGGCCCUGUGUAUAAUUCCCGGUACAGUGGCUAUUCAUGCCGGUGAAUCAUUCACCUCAACACAUUUUUAUCAAUUAUAAAAUCAGAUGUUUCUUUCUUUGAUUUCAGUAAGGGUGUAUCUUUGUAUGUAAAUAUUUCCUUCCUAGGAAGUGGUGCUCUCGGGACCUUUCAAAGCACAGAAUUGAUUGUGCCCUUUAUAUUUUUUAACAAAGUUGAAAUGUUUCACAGUUUUGGAAUUGGGGUGUAAUUUGAUCUUGAGGUUUUCCUGACUUGGGGUUUGGGUGUGGAAUUUGAUUUUUUUUUCUCCUCUGACAUGCAGUAGAAUUCCCUUAUCUGGGUAAUGGUACUGAAUCUCAUUAAUGUCCAGGGAGAAGUCCAAGUCAGACUCCUGAGGCAGUUACAGACCCUUCUCUAGCGCUCUUCAAGUCCAGUCUGUCUGUGUCUGAGCAAAGGCUUCAAGAUAGUUGAAAAGUCUCACUUAUCCAUGGAGAUGUGUAAUCACCCCAAUAACCAGAGAAUGUUCUGGACUAGAGACACAUUAAGGUGCCAGUGUCUGGAAACUUGGCUCCUCCAGAAUCAUCUUUCCACCCUGUGUGAGUAUAAGACUAUGAAUCUGAAUGCCUUGAGUUUCCUGGUAAUUUAGGAAUGAUUUCUAUUCUCUUGUUUAUUUUUGGAGAAUUCAAAGAGUAUUUAGGAUUAGGGAUCUUUUUUGAACUUAUUUAUUUGAAAUCCUUAUUUUUAAUGGCAUGUGUAUAUUUUUGUGAUGCUAAAUGCAAUCUCUAUAAACUUUUUGUAUAUAUGUGUAUAUAUCUGUAAAUAUCUUGGUAUGCAGUUAUAUACAGUGUGUGUAUAUUAUAUACCCAUACCCAUUGUGGGCUGAAUUUAUUUUAGUUCUGUGAGGACAUCAGAGUGGCAUUGUUCAUGCUACUAUAAUUAGGUUGUGGCUGGAUCUCAUUCACAAGCCUCAAUUUUAAGGGGCUUGUGUUGGGAUAAGAUGGGCUCCUUUGGAGUUGAAAUUAGAAUAUGAAGAUGUUAAGAAAAGACUGCCUAUUCUCAGCUUUAAAUUCAUUUGCCAACUUCAAUUUAAAUUGAUAAAUUCACUAGAAACCUGAAAACCUAAGUUUGUGAACUGAGACACCAGCAGGAUCUUAAUCUUUAUUAGUCCUUUAUUUUUUUUAAGCCCAUAUUUGAGUGUUACUACUGAGUAGAAGAUUGUUUAUAUUAGGACUUUAGGAGCUGUUAGAAAUAGGAAAUGACUUUUAAGCCAUUCAAUAUCUGAUGCUAAUUUUUAAUUUUUGAAUUUUUUCCCAUCAAUAUACUCAUUCUAUAUGUGUCUCUGAGGCAGAAGGGGCAUUCACUAAGGAAGGCCAAACCUCGGUAGGCUGGACAGAGAGGAGCUGGGUUGUUGAUUUGUGUGUGUCUGUAGCAGUGUCUGCUUAAAUAGACUUUUCUUUCUUUUUUUUUUUUUUUUUUUUGUAUUGUAUAUCAAAGGUGAGUCUGUUCAUCUGAAAAAAAAAUGCUUCCAGCAAAUUCAGUGCCUCCACUUUCAUUGCUGAGAUCUCUGGAAAUACUUUUGCUUUAUAUUUUUAUUUGUAUUUGGUUUGGUUUGAGGCAGGGUUUCUCUCUGUAGCCCUGGCUGACCUCUAACUCAGAGAGCUGCCUGCCUCUGCCCACCACCUUGUUUGCUCUACAUUUUGACCAUACAUUCACACUAGAAGUAGAUCUCUUAAUAUGAAGUGCCUGAGAGGCUCUCAGUUAAGCACGGUGUGUGACAAAGGUGAAUCUGUAAUCCCAGUUCUAGGGAGAAGGAGAUGUAAUUGAGUUCAAGGCCAGCUUCUGCUGCAUAGGAAGUUGAGGAACAAUGUGGGCUCCAGGAGACCCUGUCUCAAAUAUCCUAACAGAAAGACUUGGGAUAAUGGUGUUGAGGACAGUAAAAUUAUAGAAAACAUGUACAGUGCCAGAUUGUGAAUGUUGGGGAUCAGGCAGAGUGUCUUUAGUUCACACGUGUUUGCAUGAAUGAAUAUAAAGGAUAUUUAAACACACCUGUACAUUCACUGAGAAGAGUAAUUUCUGCAUUGUAAACUAACUGCAAGACAGCUUUCUACUCCAUUCUUCAAAUAAACAAAUCUCUCUUAUUAUUAUUACAUUAAAAAAUUAAUUCAAGUCAAUUCUACCACUUCUAAAAUAAAGCAGCUAGUUAGUCAUAAUACUUUUCAAUUAUACUCUUGGUUAUCUUUUUCUUAAAAUAUAUUAAGAUGCAUUAAUGUGUUAUUUCUGAGAAAUCCUUAAAAAAAAAAAUGCCAGCACUCGGGAGGCAGAGGCAGGCAGAUUUCUGGGAGUUCGAGACCAGCCUGGUCUACAAGCUAGUUCCAGGACAGGCUCCAAAACCACAGAGAAACCCUGUCUCGAAAAACCAAAGAAAAAAAAAAGUUCACAGGCUCUCAUGUUGGUUAAGCGUCCAAACCUUUUAGCAGGUGGCAGAUCAUGUGUCGUUUAAACUUCAUGAAACUGGGGGCUGGUGAGAUGGCUCAGCAGUUAAGAGCACCUUUUUGUUUUUUGUUGUUUGUUUUUGUUUUGCUUUUUUGAGGCAGACUCUCUAUGUAGUACUGGCUGUCCUAGAGCUUACUAUAUAGACUAAGCUGGCCUUGAACUCACAGAGUUCCUCCAGCCUCACCCUCCUGAGUGCUGAGAUUAAAGUCAUGCACCACACCAUGCCUGGCUAAGAGGCUUCUUACAGGACCUAACUGUCAUUCUUAGUACCCACAUGGCUGCUCAGUCUUUAGUUCUAGGACAUCUGACAGCCUCUUCUGGCCUCUGUGAUGCAUAGACAUACAUGCAGGCAAAACACGCAUACACUUAAAUAUAUAUAUAUUUUGUAAGCAUAGAAAGUAAGGUUGAUGUUGUGCCUGUUUUGUCCCAAACAGUUACAAAGCUGAUAACUUUGCAGUUGAAUAAAAUACAAAUUGUUGAGAAAACCAACCCUUUUCCCCACAUUCUCUUGAAUGCAUGUGAGCUGAUAUUGUAUACAGAGUCAACUCUGAGUCUUUCCUGAGUACUGGGACCACUUAAUUUAAUGAAAAUAAAAAGGCGAUUUAUCAUCCUUAGACUAAACCUUCCAAACAUAAAUCUCUGUUAGUCCCAUUUUCCCUGAGUUCUCUGAACACAGAAGUUAAUUUUCAACAUGCUUUGUAUUUAGUGGAGAAUAAUUUAUCUGUGAAUAGGAUAAACGCCUGCCUACAGGAAAGUAGUGAUAUAGGAGAAUAUGUGAUUAGGUAAGCAUCAAUGUAUUUUUUUUUAUUUAUUUAUUAUGUAUACAGUGUUCUGCCUGCAUGUGUGCCUGCAGGCCAGAAGAGGGCACCAGAUCUUAUUACAGAUGGUUGUGAGCCACCAUAUGGUUGCUGGGAAUUAAACUCUGGACCUCUGGAAGAACAGCCAGUACUCAUAACCUCUGAGCCAUCUCUCCAGCCAAAGCAUAGAUGUAUUAAGUAUAACUAAUUUGAUACUAUAGAAGAAGUAUUUUCUUUGGAAUUCUGUAACUAUGUUUUCAUAGGUGAAAAUCAGUAUAGAAUUACUUUUUUUUUCUGUUAAAUUUUUUGAGACAGGGUUUCUCUGUGUGACGGUCCGGAACUCGCUUUGUAGACAAGGCUGGCCUCAAACUCAGAGAUCUGCUGCCUCUGCCUUCUCCUAAGUGCUGGGAUUAAAGGCUUGCGCCACCAGUGCCCAGCUAUAGUUACAUUUUUAUUAAGCACUGUUAAUUAUUCAGAACUGUAAUACCAUUUCAUAAUUUUAAAAUGUUCCCUUUUUGAUUGUUUGUUUUGGUUUUUCAACACAGGGUUUCUCUGUAGCUUUUGGAGGCUAGUUCCAGGACAACCAGGGCUACACAGAGAAACCCUCUCAAAACUCCCCACCCCAAAAAAAUAAUAAACAUUAUAAAAUAUUAAAUGAUGUUACUCCUGUCCCAGUAAACAUUUCCGAACCACAGAGAAAUGCCACUGUCUGUUUUCAAUAUUUUAACUUCCAUCCUCUUUUGCAUGCCGUUAAUUGAUUUUUUUUCCUAAGUUAAAAGUAUGCAGUGGUAUAUUUAAAAUCUUCAGAGAAAAAAAUUAAAGUGUCAUACCAUAAUAAGUUUUGUUACUAUUUCCUGGAGAAUUGUUUUUUUAAAAUAAUUCUCAAUUCUCAUUAAAUUACAUUGUGUGGUUUAGUACAGUAAUUCAGAACUUGAUUUUUGUGGCUUUUUGUAGUUACCUAGAAACGUUCUUUUCAUCACAUAAUCACUAGUUUUUCAGACUUUUCUUUUUCAUUUUUCAAAAAUAAGCUUUAUUUUUUUUCAGCUGGAGUACUGUAUAUUAUGGAAUUCUUACAAUAGAGGCAGAAAGGUCUACAUACCAAGAAAUGCAGAUAAGUGUCCUAGCACGUUCUUAGUAGAGAUGACAAGGGAAGGAAUUUCCCCAGAGAAGUUACGCUCGUUUUGUGGUACCAAUAUAAGUAGUAGUUGCAUUUGUCACUGAAUCACAUGAAGUACCUAGAAAUCGUUUAUUUUACUUUGCUGUGAAGAUUAGUAGAAUGUCACAGAACUUUGAUAUUUUCUGAGCAGUUUCCAUUUAAGACUAUCAGUUAGCUUUUUUCAAAGUAUCACUAAAGUUAAUUUAAUCAAGCAAGAAUUUUUUUUAAGUUGUUUGAUCUUCUUUACCCUAAAAAUAAUGGUGACUCUAUUGUCUACAUUAUGUUAGUCAGAAAUGCACUUGUUGAAAUCAUAGCAGAAACUAUACUUGACUUUAUAGUAAUAUGAAACACUAUUUUAAAAAUGUGCUUGUCUGUAACUGAAAUGUUAUAGAAUUGUAACACUGUAGGGAUUAUAGAGUUCUAUUCAUUAGCUCUCAAGAGGUGAAGCACAGCAAUUUUCAUGUAAUAAUCCUUAUCCGAGUGCUCUCCGUCACGCACAUAACAGAGCGAACCGCUUGUCUAUCUAGUUGUUCACAGAUCCCUACAUCCUUGAGACGGUCUUGCUCAUUUGUAUUAAAAUUGGGGUAUUGUGACUUAAUACUUUAGAAUAAACCUGUCAAUCAGCUAACUCUGUUAUACAGUAAAUUGUUCGGAUUCACAAAGUUUAUGUGUUAAUGGUAGAUUUUGAAGACUAUUACCAUAAUAUUAAGGGACAAUUAUAUUGUCAGUAUCAUUUGACUUGAACAUUUGUGUUGCUGUAAAAGUCUUGUCUGUUGGUGUUUCUAAAUUGCUUAAAGUAUACAUUCUCUUAGGUUUUCUCUUUUGUUUUGUUUCUUUCCAGCAGUUAUUCCCUGCUUUUGUCUGUUACAAUUAAGAUUUUUAGAGACCUUACAUAUUGACAAGUUCUUAAACAUUUUCUUGAGUUGAUCGCUUGACCCUUGUGUAAUUUGUCAUGCAGGAUGCGAGCCUUUCACUUCUAUACUACAUGAAUUUCAGAGUAAACACUGUGAUUCUGCAGAGCAGAUUCUGUAGGCGUUGCAAUGUGCUUUCCUGUUACACAGUGCCUAUCACUGAGGGCACUUAAAUACUAGAAGAUGGGAAAUAAAAUGUUGUUUUGAUGUUUGCUAAAUAACAAAAUUAAAGAAUAUUUGGGUUUUGUGGUCAGUGUAAUAAAGAACCUUGCAUUGAUAAAUAUUCCCUAGGAAUGUGUAUACAUUCAUCAAGUGUGAACUCUUGUAAAUGAAUUUUGUAUCUUGAAUCGCGUAUAUAUUAAGUGUAUCAUCAAUACAAAAAAUAAACAUUAUUUG
This is a messenger RNA of Chionomys nivalis (European snow vole), 11388 nucleotides long. It is a transcript of the gene Scai, whose product is annotated as suppressor of cancer cell invasion. The record is from RefSeq and is a predicted model, not a curated record. Gene Ontology annotation, biological process: DNA-templated transcription. Gene Ontology annotation, molecular function: transcription corepressor activity. NCBI's taxonomy places the organism in Eukaryota, Metazoa, Chordata, Mammalia, Rodentia, Cricetidae. The transcript has 18 exons. Bases 82 to 1902 code for a protein of 606 amino acids. Gene Ontology annotation, cellular component: nucleus.